AUGAAGAAUAGGUCCAGCAGUGAGAUCAGGUGGGGUGACUAUAACUAUGAUCUGCCCGAGUGUGGAGAAAACAUCUGCUCCUAUUUCACUGUAGCUACUCUGAUCCCAGUGACCGCUGUCUCCCUUGUUCUAAUGAUUGUUGGACUACUUGGUAACGCCAUCACUAUCCUCAUCAUCAGAAGAUAUAAAGAGAUGAAGACAACCACUAACUUCUACCUGUCCAGCAUGGCUUUGUCUGACCUGGUCAUCCUGCUCUGCAUGCCCUUUGACUUGUAUCGCUUAUGGAGAUCUACACCUUGGAUAUUUGGAAGCUUCCUUUGCAAAUUUCACACUUACAUAGGGGAAGGAUGCACUUAUUCUACUAUACUGCACAUCACAGCUCUGAGCAUUGAGAGGUAUUUAGCAAUCUGCUUCCCUCUACAAGCAAAGGUGUUUAUUACUAAGGCACGGGUGAAGUUUGUCAUCAUCUUGCUAUGGGCUAUAGCUUUGCUGUCUGCAGGUCCAUUUUAUGUUUUGUCCGAGGUUCACCAGCCCUAUAAUAACACCAAUUACUCUAAAACUCUCUUGGAAUGUAGAUAUACCAGUUAUGCCCUGGAAUCUGGUCUCCUCAAUGUCAUGUACUGGGUGACUACUGUGUACUUUGUUAUCCCCAUGUUCUGUCUGAGCUUCCUCUAUGGUUUCAUUGGGAGGAAGCUGUGGAAAAACAAGGAUAAAGUGAGGGGUCCAAACACAGCUAACAGAGAGAAGUGCCACAAGCAAACGGUUAGGAUUCUGGUGCUGGUCGUUUUGGCUUUCAUUAUCUGCUGGCUUCCUUUUCACACUGGAAGGAUCAUUUUUGUGAAUUCAGAUAUCAAGAUGGUAAAAGUUUCACAGUAUUUCAAUGUGGUUGCCAUGCUGCUUUUUUACCUGAGUGCAUCCAUUAACCCGAUCCUCUACAAUCUCAUCUCCAAGAAAUAUCGAACCGCUGCCUACAAACUUCUUAGACAAAGGCCUGAUGAAAAGGCCUGUAACAUUAUCAAGGAAAAUACUGGAGGCGCCACCGAGAUCAGUGCAUUUAUCCAAAAUGAAUCCAUCACUCUGAACUGA
Messenger RNA from Bombina bombina (fire-bellied toad), 1086 nucleotides. It is a transcript of the gene MLNR, whose product is annotated as motilin receptor. Gene Ontology annotation, cellular component: plasma membrane. Lineage: Eukaryota; Metazoa; Chordata; Amphibia; Anura; Bombinatoridae. Bases 1 to 1086 code for a protein of 361 amino acids. Gene Ontology annotation, molecular function: G protein-coupled peptide receptor activity. The record is from RefSeq and is a predicted model, not a curated record. Gene Ontology annotation, biological process: G protein-coupled receptor signaling pathway. The transcript is spliced from 2 exons.